This is a messenger RNA of Nilaparvata lugens (brown planthopper), 4432 nucleotides long. Its product is annotated as lymphocyte-specific helicase-like. Gene Ontology annotation, molecular function: chromatin binding; ATP-dependent chromatin remodeler activity; ATP binding. Bases 164 to 2824 code for a protein of 886 amino acids. Gene Ontology annotation, cellular component: nucleus; pericentric heterochromatin. The transcript has 14 exons. The record is from RefSeq and is a predicted model, not a curated record. NCBI's taxonomy places the organism in Eukaryota, Metazoa, Arthropoda, Insecta, Hemiptera, Delphacidae. Gene Ontology annotation, biological process: pericentric heterochromatin formation; lymphocyte proliferation; negative regulation of gene expression via chromosomal CpG island methylation.
UGCAUAGUGAAAACUUGGCUGAAAGCCUGAAAGGUUGCCUGUUGUUUCUAGUUUUGUUUUCGUUGUUUGGUCAUAAUUUAUAAGUUGCUGUAAAAUGAUACAUUUCCUAUUUGCAUUAUUAUACUGAUUAUUUUGGUGGUUCCUGAAAUUUUUCCUGUCAACAAUGGAGAACAAAGAAGUGGUGGAAGAAUCAAGUGACAGCGGUCGAUUCUCUCCCAGUUCAGCUGGUGAUUCAAAUCUGCCAGUUGAUUUAUUUGAUGAUGCUGCCCACACAGUCGAUAGCAUUAAUGAGGUCGGUGACGAAGAUUCCAUGGCGGGCUCUAUUGCUGAAGAACCAGAAAAAUCUCCUAAACAUGUAAAACCUUCAAAAUCAGGCAAAUUAAAAAAAUCUGAUAAAGCAUCCUCGAGUAAAGUAUCGGCUAAUGACAUAGAGAAAGAUACCAAACAGAAAGCGGAAGAAGAGAAAUGUUAUAAACGAAUAAUGCAUUUAUUAAAUUCCAGUAAAUUUUUCACUUCAUUUCUGUUGAAAAAGCUGGAACAGUCUGGUUUGAACCAAGACAAGAAAAAUCAGAUCAAAACUGAAUCAGCUUCUGACAAAUCAGAAUCACCUUCGACAACUAAACAGGUAUUGACUGAAAGUGCAUCAAAUGAAAAGAACGUGAGAGGUAAAAGACCUCUGGAUGAUGAAGAUAAAGAUAAUCCAACAAAGAAAUCUAAGAAGAGGAAGAAGAUAAAUGUUGAUAUAAGUGAUGUGCUAACAAAAGAAGAAGUGGAGGAAGCACAUCGUCAACACAUGGAAAAAGAAAUAUUGGAAUCGGAAGAUAAAGAAAAUGAAGUGGGUAAUAGCUCACCGGUAAAAACCAAAGUAACAUCUUUGGGAUUGACAGUGCCUGCGAGUCAGCCAAAUCUGCUUAUAGGCGGAGCUUUGCGUGACUACCAGCUCAAAGGAUUAGAAUGGCUCAAGGUGUUGUUCGAGAAUGGAGUGAGCGGCAUCCUGGCUGAUGAGAUGGGUCUGGGCAAGACGAUUCAGGUGAUAUCGCUGCUCUGCCACCUCAUUGAGAUGGGCAUCCGUGGGCCCUACCUCGUCGUGGCGCCGCUCUCAACCCUCAGCAAUUGGCUCCACGAGUUCGAGAAGUUCGCUCCCGAGAUUCCUGUGGUUCUGUUCUAUGGCAGUGCAGAAGAACGAAAAGCACAACGCAGGAAACUUAAAACUGCCACUAAGAUUAACGAUAAACUGACAGCCGUUCUGCCAGUGGUUGUGACAUCUUAUCAAGUUCCUUUACAGGAGAAGGAAACUUUGUGUUCCAUAAACUGGCAGUACAUCGUUGUGGAUGAAGGCCAUAGUAUCAAAAACAAGGACACACAGCUAAACAGAGUUUUGACGGCAUGCACCUCGCAGAAUCGGCUUCUAUUAACAGGCACACCGCUGCAAAAUAACCUGAUAGAGUUGUGGACUCUUCUCAAUUUCCUGAUGCCGGAUAUGUUCCACGACAUAACCAUCUUCCACUCAUUGCUUGACCUCAGCGAUGCCGGCAAAGACGCUCAGAAAAUUCUGCAAAAAGAGAAGGAACAACAUGUAGUUUCUACACUACAUCAGAUACUCUUCCCAUUCGUUCUGAGGCGUCUAAAAAGUGAUAUUGCUAUUGACAUUCCUCCCAAAAAGGAAGUGGUGGUGUACUGUCCCAUGACGGAAGUGCAGAGGGAACUUUAUGAAUAUAUCUUGAAAAAAAAUAUUCGUAACAAAAUCCCCCACUUCGAGUUGGGAAAUCUGCCAGCCAAAAGAGCUGUUGGGACGUCAUAUAAAGACUACUUCAGUGAUCAUAAUCCUGAUCUUGAAUGUGAGGAGAAUUUGGCGUCCAGUGAUGAUCAUAAUCUCGAUCUUCAAUGUGAGGAGAAUUUGGCGUCCGCUGAAAUGCCUACAAGAUCUUCAAUUCUGAGAAAAGAAUCCAUUAAAAACAAGAGAAAUGACUUCUUCGAUUUAAGCGAGCUACCCAAGUGCAAGGAACUCUAUGAAAGGAUGGCCUGUGAAUUCAAAGAAAGGGUGAAAAUGCAGUCUCCACAGCAGGCUCUUAUGCACAUUGUCAAUCACCCCUACCUCGUCAUGAUGCCAUUCACUAGACAGAAACACAACAGAUUUCUUCUUGUCAACGACGAACUGAUAAAGACUUCGGGAAAAUUUCUUGUUUUGGAAGCUUUGCUGGCGAAAUUGAAACAGAGAGGACACAAGGUUCUACUUUUUUCAACGUCGUGUAUGCUUCUGGAUAUGGCGGAAGAUCUUAUGGUUAUGCGGAACCAUUCAUAUGUGCGACUGGAUGGAAAUAGCAAGCUGAUGGCUCGUAAAGACGACAUUUUCGCCUUCAACACCAAUCCAGAUAUGUUUGCGUUUCUGAUCUCGACGCGAGCUGGUGGACUUGGCAUUAACCUGACUGGAGCCGAUACGGUCAUUCUACUCAACAGUGAUUGGAACCCAAUGGCUGAUCUGCAGGCUCAAGACAGGGCGCACCGUAUCGGUCAAACGAAACCGGUUGUGGUCUACAGAUUCACCGUGUCCAACACGGUCGACGAGAAGAUUAUAAAAAUUGCAAAUAACAAGAAAACCAUGGAGAAGGUGGUCAUGAAAUCUGAUGUGUUUAAGCUCAACCAUGUACCUCAACUCGAUUUACUAGAACUCGCCAUGCUUCUGAAAGAGAAAAACGAGAAGGAGUUUGUGCAUUCCAACUCGUGUGGAUUUACUGAAGAGGAACUUGAACAAUUACUGGAUCGUAGUGAUAUGAUGGGUGCAGAAACCAGCAAAUCCAAUUCAUCAAACUCACACAACAAAUAAGAAAUUAACCUCGCUAGGUGUCCAGGCUGAAAGCUGUCGUUAAAGAGCUUGUGAAAAAAGCUUGACAGUUGCCAUAGUUGAAGUUAGUGAUUUUACCGAAUUCAGUCAAACUGAAUUUUAUACCUAUGGACCAUUUUAGUCAGUGAGAUUUAUGUUAUUCAUUGUAAUAGAAUUAAUAUUGUUAUCGAUUCCUGUCCUAUAUAUUUACUUUAUAGUCUUAAUCAAUUUCAUUGAUAGUAUUUAUUGACUUUGGUGCCUAAAGACUUAAUUAUGGGGAAGUCGUCUAAUAUCAUAGCCACCUCUAAUACAGGUAUUAGAGGUGGCUAUGCUAAUAUGCUUUGAUUUACCUUUCAAAUCUGUACAUUUCUUGAACGGCAUUUUUUAAUAAAUCUUCAGAUUUCUCAUAAUCUUGGAUUAAUCUAAAUAAAUUGAAAAGACCAGAUCCGUUAAUAGUUUUUUCCAUAUACGAGAGAUGUUUUUUUGAAUUGUUGACGGACUUCGAGAGGAAAUCAUGGGUUUCAAUGAUAUUGCCUUCAGAAAGUUUGAAAGGUUCUUUACUCGUUUGAAUUAAGUUGUUUCUUUUUUGCUGCGCACAACUCCACACGAAACUGUAAUUAUAAUUCACUAUUAUUAUUAUCAUACAUUGUGAUAGGAUUAAUAUUUUAUAUUCCUGUUUUUGAUAUGUAAUUUGUUCAUUUAGUUGCAAGUGUAACAGAAUAGAAUUUUGAUCUACUUGUAGCAGCUGAAUUAUUCAAGGGUCAAUAAACAUAUUUAUACAUUGUCUACCAAAUACAAGAAAUAGCCUAGCGCCAAUACUUAUUUCUAACAUUGUUUUUAAUCAUAUAAAAAUGUAAUUUUCAUCGUCAUCUAAAAUAUCCAAUUCUGACUAAAAUGCGCCUUGGAAUUUUAAGUGCAAUGAGGCAUUAUUAAGAAAGUGUGAGAUUCUAUGAGAACAUUAAAUCAAACAUGAUAAACUUCGCCUUUAUAAAGUGCUUUAUACAUAAUCAUUCUUAAUAAAAUAAUGCAGCGUUUUAUAUUUGUAUGUCUGACUUCGUAUUAUUCAUUUAAUUUACUUUUAAGAAUCAUGAUAUAAGACUAUUAUAUAUAAUUAUGCAGAAAAAUUGCAUUAAAUAUAAAAACAAUACGCUAUUGAGUUUUAUAUGAAAUGAAUGUAGGUACUCUAUGUAAGUUUGAAUAAAGAGCUGAUAGGAUCCUAUUUAUUUUCAUGUUUUCAUUAAAGUCUUGAUAAAUUGAGUAGUAGAAGGCUUUUCAAUUCAUAUCCCGACUAGAUAGUGACUAGAGGUUUAAAAAUGCAAUUUUUUUUUAAUUAAACCUGAAGAGUUUCAGUGAUGAAUACUGUACAACAUACUAGUAUUGAAAAGAUUAAAGAAGUGUUGAGAGGAUUAAGGGAUAUGCUAGACCGUUUAAAAUGAUUGAGGAAAAAUAAUAUAGAUUUGGAAUUUGAAAGGGGCCUUGAGGCUUUUUAAAAUAAAUUUCGUCCUCAAUUUUUGAUAUCUUUGUUCAUAUUGAAUAUCAUGUUCUGAAUAACUGUUUGAAGUUGAAUUAUUUUGUAUAUGUGAACCAACUUUUGUGAUUAAAUAAUGUUUU